UUCCUUGACACCUUAAAAACAAAGCCGAAGCCCUCUCUCUCUCUCUCUCUCUCUCUCUCUCUCUCUCUCUGCUGCUGCAGCUGCUACAACCUGAUCUUCCAGUUCAUGGCUGCCGCUACCUCCACGAGUUGCACAGGCUUUUUCAAUUUCCGUUCAAAUUCCGACGAAGGCAGGGUCCGGCCUUCAUCGACCCAUGGCUCACCUGGGUGUGGAAAGCUUGACGGGGUGGCUAUGUGGUUCAUCAAUGGUGUGGCAAGUGCAUUUUUUGCAUCCUUAGAGAGAUGUUCUUGCAUCCGUAUCGCCACCGAAGACGACGGCGAUGAGGCUAACGACGCACCCUUGAUUAUGAACGAUGGAAACUUGAGGCAUGACGGUGGCACCACCAGCAGCAGGAGAAGGACAGGGAAAGGCAAGAAACAGAGCACUGGAGCAUUUGAUGAGUACUAGCUAAUUUGGUUGGCCAAGCCAAAGUUGUUUUGGUAAGUUAAUUAUGGGGUUUUGGGAUGGUGUGAGAAUUGGUCUUUAAUAUUUUGGAAGAGGUUGCAAGUGGUAAUUAAACAAAAAGGGAGUUACAUGUUUGAUGGGUUUGAAUCUCUUAUGCAUAUGAUCAAAUGAAUUGAAUCAAUUUAAUAAAUAUUUUCAUAAAUUACUCAAA
Messenger RNA from Hevea brasiliensis (rubber tree), 655 nucleotides. RefSeq lists its product as uncharacterized. The transcript has a single exon. The record is from RefSeq and is a predicted model, not a curated record. The coding region runs from base 106 to 447 and encodes 113 amino acids. Lineage: Eukaryota; Viridiplantae; Streptophyta; Magnoliopsida; Malpighiales; Euphorbiaceae.